This is a messenger RNA of Dromiciops gliroides (monito del monte), 1661 nucleotides long. It is a transcript of the gene PDGFRL, whose product is annotated as platelet derived growth factor receptor like. The transcript is spliced from 6 exons. The record is from RefSeq and is a predicted model, not a curated record. NCBI's taxonomy places the organism in Eukaryota, Metazoa, Chordata, Mammalia, Microbiotheria, Microbiotheriidae. Bases 56 to 1213 code for a protein of 385 amino acids.
GACAGGGAGGCAGCUGGGGCUGAGCACGGAGCUGAGGCUGGAGCUGCGGAGGAAGAUGCCGCAGUCCAGGGGGCCCCGCCUUGUCCCCCCGCUGCUGGUGCUGCUGCUGCUGCUGCUACUGCUACCCGAGGCACUGUCCACAGCUGCCAACCAAGCAUCUGCCAAGAUCAAGAGGCCCAAGGAGCCUGGGGAGAACAGAAUCAAGCCGACCAACAAGCGAGGGAAGCCCACCCUGGCCCCAGGGAAGGACAGGGAUACCGUGGGCUCCGUCCCCAAGACACCUUCCAUCAUGAUGCAGGUGAUGGAGAAGGGGCGCUUCCAGAAGCCGGCCGCCACGCUGAGCCUGACCGCCGGCCAGACCCUGGAGCUGAGGUGUAAGGGGAACUCCAUCGAAUGGCACUACCCUGAGUACCUGGAUAUCUUCAAGGAUUCCCGGCUCAGUGUGAAGCAACACGACCGUUACGGGCAGCUUAUCCUGGUGAACGCCACGGCAGCCGACACUGGGGAAUACAGCUGCUGGCUGCAGGUGUGCAGUGGCUACGUGUGCAGGAAGGAUGACACCAAGACAGGGGCCACCUACAUCUUUUUUACAGAGAAAGGUGAGCUCUUCGUGCCUUCUCCCAGCUACUUCGGCGUGGUCUACCUGAACCCAGACAGAGAAGCCAUCGUCCCCUGCCGUGUGACCGUGCCAUCGGCCAAGGUCACCCUACACAGGGAAUUCCCAGCCAAGGAGAUCCAGAGCAAUGGCAGCAUCAUCUAUGACAUGAGGAGGGGCUUUGUCUACCUGCAUCCUCAGCCUGACCACCAAGGGGUGGUCUACUGCCGGGCAGAGGCCCACGGGGCCCCCCAGAUUUCCAUCAAGUACCAGCUGCUCUAUGUUGAAGUCCCCAGCGGGCCCCCCUCCACCACCAUCGCGGCGUCCUCCAACAGAGUGAAUGGCGGGGAUGACAUCACCGUCCUCUGCACUGUCCUGGGAGAGCCAGACGUCGAGGUGGAAUUCCGGUGGAUAUACCCAGGGCUGAAGGAUGAAAGGCCCGUGAUGAUCCAGGACUCAUGGAGACUGGUGAACCGUGGCGUUGGGCGCACCACGCGGCUGUCCCAGAGUGUUCUCACAGUGCAAGACUUUGAGACCAUUGACGCCGGCUACUACAUGUGCACGGCGCAGAACCCGAGGGGGCAGACCACGGUGGCCACCGCUGUGCAGCUUUCCUGAGGCAGCCGCUGAAUAGACACUCAGUCAUUCAAGGCCAGGUCUUGUAGAGGGAGCUUGAAAGGCUAAUGACUAAUGAUGUAGCCAUUGGAGUUUGCAAGGUGCUUUACAAAUAGUGUCUCCUUUAAGCCUCACCACUGUCCUGGGAGGUAGGUGCUAUUCUGAACCCCAUUUACAGAUGGGGAAACCAAGGCAGUGCGGUCACGGCUCUGCCACCUUAUUUGGAUCUGUGCUUAGCCAAGGCUGCUGCCAAACUUUCUGUUGCCGGGUAUAGGUCUCAGACGAAGGUCCCAGCUAGACCAGAAGCUAUCCGGUACAGGAAGAGGGUGCCUCCCCUAUUGCCAAGUCUCUUCAUAGGACAUGGUUUGAGGGGGCUUGCUUCCAUGUAUGUGCUUCUGACUAUUGGUCCUGAAUGAACACAUGCAUAUGUAUGUACUCACUGAAUAAAACA